AUAGGAAUGGCAGAAUUCUCACACCCCAGUUCUCCGUGGAGACGAAACGGCCAUUUUUGUUUGCCUCCGCUCAGAUAUAACCUCCAGUGGACAGUAGUUCAUCAGUAUUCUUUAAUAGCAUCGUCAAAUCCGACGUUUGCCGUUUGGCGUUGGCCUCGAAGAAAGCAACGAGGGGAAUAUCUUUUCCUAAUGCAACGCCUGCUCUUACAUCGAAUUCCGUAAUCUUCCGAACCAACCGCUUCGCAACAUCCGAGCCUUAGGUUUGGACUCACACCAAUUUAGAGCCUUCCAAAAGAUCACACUGCCUGCACCUGUGACUUUCAUAUUUCAAGCAAGAAAAAGCAAAGGCCGGGAAAAAAGCUACUCACUCAAAAAAAAGUAGUGCACCAAAAAGUUCACUCAGCGCUCUCUUGAAUCCAGAGAGAUCUCCUAUUGGCGAUUGCGGCUGCGACGACAUCGGAGAUCGAUUUUUUUACAAUGUCUGAUCACCCCAGCGACCACGAUCCCGCCGUCGAGUCCGUGAUGGAGAAGAUCGCUGACAAGUUUCACGAUCACGAUUCUUCCUCCUCUUCCGAUUCGGACGACGAUAAGGGCAAGAAGUCAUCGCCGGAUUCCGUCAAGGCCAAGAUCUAUCGGCUGUUCGGCAGGGAGAAGCCCGUCCACAAAGUUCUUGGUGGCGGAAAACCUGCUGAUAUUUUCCUGUGGAGGGAUAAGAAGAUUUCUGCCGGCGUUCUUGGUUUUGCAACUGCAGUUUGGGUGCUUUUUGAACUGCUUGAGUACCACUUGCUUACACUUGUAUGCCAUAUUCUGAUGCUUGCUCUGGGAGUCUUGUUUCUCUGGUCAAAUGCUUCAACUUUUAUUAACAAGGCUCCACCUCAAUUUCCAGAAGUUAUUCUUCCUGAAGACAUUGUGUUGGGUGUAGCUUCUGCCUUUAGGAUUGAAAUCAACAGAGCACUUGCAAUUCUUCGCGAAAUUGCUUCUGGGAGAGAACUAAAGAAAUUCCUUGCAGUUAUUGCUGUACUGUGGAUCUUCUCCAUUUUAGGCAGUUGCUGCAAUUUCUUGACCUUGUUUUAUAUCAGUAAGUAUCUUUUGAAUUUUUUAAAUACAUUUAUUAUUUGCUUGCUUUUUGUUGUAACCCUUUGGCAUUUCUCCUCUUCCCAAAUGCAGCUUUUGUUUUGUUGCACACGUUGCCUCUCCUAUAUGAGAAAUAUGAGGAUCAAGUUGAUUCCUUUGCUGAGAAAGCGGAAGCAGAAAUCAAGAAGCAGUAUGCUGUAUUCAAUGCCAAGGUUUUGACCAAAAUUCCGAGGGGACCUUUGAAGGACAAAAAGCUGCUCUAAAGAGUUUUUAAGGUGGUAUUUGUGGACCUUUAAGCGUUUUUUAUGAUUGUUGUGGGGAGUGGAGAGUUCCUAAAUGUUUAGAGAGCAGUAAUCACCUGCUUUAGUUUUUGUGCUCUUUUUGGGGUUCAUAGUUUUAAAGAAUAUGGUUUUUGUGGUGGUUGAGUUUAAAUUUUGUUUUUGGCUCAACAACUUAGUGGUGGUGUUACAUGGAACGUUUGACAUCCUUGCCGAGAGUAAAUUAUUACAUGAAAUGAUUCCCCGGUUUAGCUUGUGUUUUUUGCACUUUCUGUUCCACUAUAGGUUUUUGUAAUGCCUCCCUAAACCAAAAAUUAUCAUGUAUUAGUAGGCAGCUUUAACUUGCAGCAAAUUGCUGGGGCAAAUCUUAGAUGAAAAUUUUAAAAACACAGGCGUCUGCCAGACUUAAGUUUGGGAUCCAUAGAGAUGUAAACUGUUCAAAUCGACAUGCUCAAAGAAAUGGCACUGUUGCA
Oldenlandia corymbosa var. corymbosa is the source of this 1825-nucleotide messenger RNA. Lineage: Eukaryota; Viridiplantae; Streptophyta; Magnoliopsida; Gentianales; Rubiaceae. The record is from the annotation of a GenBank genome assembly.